Molecule: messenger RNA, 505 nt
Organism: Folsomia candida
Lineage: Eukaryota; Metazoa; Arthropoda; Collembola; Entomobryomorpha; Isotomidae
Exons: 2
Coding region: 9-449 (146 amino acids)
Source: RefSeq, a predicted model, not a curated record
GUAAGCACAUGCUUACCGGAAACAUUGUGCCAGUUUUAAUUACUAAACUUCAAUCUAAUUCACAUUUGCUCGGAAAAAUGAUGACCGCACGCCAACAAGUAGUAGCGAUUCUAGUGUUUAUGUUGAUAAAUGGGACAAUUUAUACCCUGAUGUAUCAUUCUGGCAAGAUAUAUCGUAAGCAGUAUCGAACCGUGCUCCUAGCUCCGUCACUACCUGCAAAGAAUUCCACUUUUACACGAAAAUAUCAAUUCGACAUCAUGGAAACGGCGAAUUUUCACAACGAGGUCAUACUAGUGUGGAGCGACGCCACUCCGAUCCAGUUCCGGGGUAGCGAUCAGACCGCCACGCAAAAGUGCGACUGGACGGAAGAUCUUGAGGGAAGAAGGAGGCGACAUGACUGUCUCAGGGUUACAUGGCUGUUAGAUAUGAAGAUUGAAAUAGAAUUUUGAUAAAACGAUGUAUUUAUUUGUGUGGGUUUUAAUCCAAUUUGUGUAAAAUUUUGUUG